UUUUUAUUUUUUUUUUGGUAACAAAGAAGGUAACAGGUUAUCGUCCCAAGCUUUUAUGAUAAGGGAUUUAUGUUGGCUACGCUUCCGUUCUGCUAUAAUUUUCCCGGAACCGAAAACUCCAUCAGGCAAACCCUUAAUAAGUUAAUAUCAGGUCAUGCUACUUGCCCCAUCCUGAUAGAAGAAACUGGUGGAGAAGAUGCACAUUUUAUAUGUUCUGAGGAACAAGCAAUAGAGGUGGCAGAUGGUGUUGGUGGCUGGACUGAUCUUGGUGUUGUUGCUGGACAGUACUCACGUGAACUCAUGUCCAAUUCAGUAGAUGCUAUUCAGGAGGAGCCCAAAGGUUCAAUUGACCCAGCUAGGGUGCUAGAAAAAGCACACUCGAGUACAAAAGCUAAGGGUUCCUCUACAGCAUGCAUCAUAGCACUUACUGAUCAGGAAACACCGCAAAAAGGAGCAAAAACGGAGAAACCAAAUUUCCCGCUGGCGCACGACGCGCGGAGGUUGGCGCACGGAGCGCCAAACUGGCGCACAGGGCGCGGUACUUGGCGCACGGGGCGCCAAAUCGACGAUUUGCUUCUGUUUCGGUCGCGCACGAAGCGCAGGAUGUGGCGCACGACGCUCCAACCUGGCGCCCGGAGCGCGGGAGUUGGCGCACGGAGCGCGGGACUGGCGCACGGCACUCCAGAGUUGGCGCCCGGGGCGCCGUUUACAGAUUCAGCUUCUGUUUCUCCCAAGUUUGGGGCGCCAGGCUUGGCGCCCCGUGCGCGGGCGAUAUAUUUUUAAGUGCGAAUCAGCUAAAAUAAGGCCCAAUUGGAGUGCAAAGGGAAAUAGGUUUUCCCAAAACCUAAUAAAAGGAUCAAAAACAUAAGAAAAAGGACUUUUGGGAGAAUCAAGGAGAGAAAAACAACAAAUAGAGCGGAGAUUCCUUGGAGCUUCUCGGAGAUUCAAGGGUUCGAUCGAUCAAGACGGAAGAUCUUCAUCUUCCCUUUCUCUUCUAGGUUUUAAAUGCUACUCUCUUUUAUUAUUAUUUUGUCAGACAUGAACAUGUCUGGCUAGUUUUAUCAUUGUGGUAUGGGUCACAACCCUUGAUGUGAACCCCUUGUACC
Messenger RNA from Gastrolobium bilobum, 1106 nucleotides. RefSeq names its product probable protein phosphatase 2C 55. The record is from RefSeq and is a predicted model, not a curated record. The coding region runs from base 70 to 783 and encodes 237 amino acids. The transcript has 3 exons. NCBI's taxonomy places the organism in Eukaryota, Viridiplantae, Streptophyta, Magnoliopsida, Fabales, Fabaceae.